This is a messenger RNA of Schizophyllum commune H4-8, 2766 nucleotides long. RefSeq lists its product as uncharacterized. Bases 325 to 2640 code for a protein of 771 amino acids. The record is from RefSeq and is a predicted model, not a curated record. NCBI's taxonomy places the organism in Eukaryota, Fungi, Basidiomycota, Agaricomycetes, Agaricales, Schizophyllaceae. The transcript is spliced from 4 exons.
CAACAAUGUCCCAAUCGCUGCAGUAACGACUUCCUGCGCAGGGUGACUUUCCUGCGGAUUCGUGGACCUCCUUCAGUUCUACUAGGCCGCUCUCGCAACUUCGAGAAGGAUGUGCACCUUUAGACGUGCGCCAUUGUAGACUCUACGUCAGUCUGGGGUUACGGUGGCGCGCGCGACGGACGGUGUCAUCUACUCUGUCAUAGCUUCUCAGCCAGCGCAAUAUAAGGACAGGCGUGCAGCGAGCUUGUCACUGAACUCCCCUUGACUGACUACGCACUGACACUCACGAAAACAACCUCUAUUCACGACUCCGACCACGAUACCAUGGACCCAUCUACUUCUCUCAAGAACUUCUCUAUCGACAACGUCGCCGCAGUAGCGGCUGCGCUCGACGCUGGCAAGCUGCCCAGCCAGGCGCAGAUCAACGGCUCGAUCAACUGGCUCCUCAAGUCACCAGUCAUCCAGCUCGAGGCGCAAAGCGCCGACCUCGAGGGCAAGCUCAGCGAGUACGGCCUGCGUCUCGCAAAGGACGUCCGCGGAAUCCUCGAGGCCUACCAGGUCUUUGGGAAGAACAAGAAUGGCGACGACAUCGUGCAGGAUGCGCUAUGGAAUCUGUCGCAGGGCGAGCUCGCUGGUGGCGUAGCUGCUGAGAUUGCGAAGCAGCCGAAGGACACCCCGGCCGCCAACGAUGCCCAGAGGCUGUCCAGCGCUAUCCGCACCCUCAUCCACAUCUUCCUCGGCAACGUGCACGGCGAGGGCGGGUCGCUCUUCGCUGACCUUGCGUCGUUCCUCCGCCUCUUCCUCGCCGACCGGGCCGAGGACGUCGAGGAGCGCGCACGGGUAACCAAGGAAACGCUGAGGCAGACGGAGGACGAGGUGCAGGAGGGCAAGCGCGAUCCGCUUGGGAGGACGGGUGACGUGCGCCAGGACGACCUCGACACGCGCGCCAAGUUUGAGCGCAACAUGAACACCGCGAAGGAGGUUGGCUCGAAGACGAUCGGCGUACAUCAGUCUACCAAAGCGGCCGUGCAGCGCCACGGUGACGCGGCGACGAAUGCGCUAGUAGGUGCUUUGGAGAACGCUGUCAAGCGCGCGCAGAACGACCCGCAGUACCACGAAGCCCUCAGCACCAUCUUCGACCUCACCCGUCGGUGGUACUCGAAGACGGUCGACACCGCCAAGUCCGACUUGCUCGAGACCUUCGUCGACGACCCCACCGGCCGCAUCCCGUCCUCCAUCCGCCAGAUACGCACCUUCCUCGAGCGCCUCGCGGGCGGCAAGUCCCUCAACGACCUGCUCGCCGCCGUCCGCCGCUGCGCUAACGACAUCCACAACGACCCCGAGCUGCACAAGUUCGUCGACGACUACCUCUCGUACGUGCAGCACAGCCUGGACGACGUCGAGUUCCGCCGCAAGUGGGUGAACGACCUCAACGGCGUUAAGGCGGAGCUCAACGAGAUCGGCGACCGCAUCCGCGCGGACCAGGACGUGCGCAAGCUGGUGGAGGCCCAUGCGCGCCUUGGUCGCGACCUUGCUGAAGCGCAGACGGAUGUGACGACGUCAUCGCUGACGCAGGCAUCGUGGAUUUGGCAGGACAUCCUUAACGUCUACCUCCCCCGCGUCUUCGGCCUUCUCAAGGACAUCCCUAUCCCGCGCACCGAAUACACCAGCCCCGAAGUCGACUUCGUCCUGGAGAACCUCAACAUCGAGUCCGCGCGCAUCCUACCUGGCCACGCGCACAUCAAGACCACCGCGGAGGCCGACAUUACGCAGGAUGUGCCCGGACAGGAGGCGCGCACCUCAGCGAGCGCGCAGACCACCAUCCAGCUCCAGGGCGUCCAGCUUCACCUCAGAGAGGUCUCAUUCUACCACGAGCAGAAGGAGCACUCCGCCAUCGCCCCGAACAAGUUCACCGGCCUCGUCGACGUUACCCUCCCGCCUCGCGGCGUCGACGCCGAGAUCUCGCUCUCGAUGCUCCCCACGACCGACACCGCCGGCCGCGAGCGCCACGGCGGCUUCUUCAAGAUCGAGCGCGUCACCCUCAACCUCUCCGACGACAUGGACAUCAAACCCCACAAGACAAACCACUCCCUCCUCGUCGGCGCCUUCAAGGGCACCAUCAAGAAGCGCGUCCGCAAGGCGCUCGAGGGCGCGCUCCGCGACCAGCUCGAGUUCGCGCUCACCUUCCUCGACCGCACCGCGUACGACAUCCACAAGCGCGCGAAGGUCUUCCUCGACACGGGCCUCUCGCCCGCCGCCGCGUACGCGGGCGCGACGGUCUCCGAGAUCGGCCACCUGCGCUCGCUGCCGGGGCCGGGCCCGCUCACCGGGUGGCGCGCGACGGGCACGGGCGUCGUGAAGGACGACCCGCGGUCGGACAAGGCGUUCGCGAUGGGCGCGGAGCCGCAGAUCAUCAGCGGGGACAAGCGGGGGCCGGCGGGGACGUUCAGCGGGCCGCUCGGUGGGGAGAGGCCGCAGGACAAGAAGCCGGUGGCGGACGCGAAUGGGAAGGUGGAGGAGGUGAAGGAGGAGGGCGUAAGGAAGGCGCAGACCUUCAAGGCAAGGAAGGAGGAGAAGGAGGCGGUGGAGCGGCAGCAGGAGGGCUGGCGCAGCCAUGCGUUCGAUGCCUUGACGGCGUAAGCUGUUGGUGGAUUUCUGUAACCUCGCACGAAACCUAUCAGGACUUGUGUGCUGUGUAUCUUACUUGUUUGUACAACCCAAUGUAUCAUAGCUUGCUUCCCUGGAUGGAACUGUUUGUGUAUAUUC